AUGAGCUUUUCUCCUGGCAGCUCGGGGGAUCUGCAGGUUUAUCUUGCUGGGUGGCCGCUUGACCACAAUGGAGUAAUCUCGGCGGACUUUGCCUCAAACCAGUCAUAUUAUUUUGAGGUCUUUCUUUCAAAGGUGACCAAGGCGGUGCGGUGUAUAGUGUUUCGCAAGGUCGCCCACUUCUCCUUGUCAGAAUCUCAGGCCUGUUUGGCUGGCUCAUCUAUUAAUACGAAAAUUUCCCUGCUUCUUGCUGCGGUGGAACCUCUUGGGCUGGAGCUUGAUCUUGCAGCACACUACGGAGUGGUCUGUAUCGCAGUCCGCGCUAUGUUCUAUCUAUCUAUCUAUCUAUCUAUCUAUCUAUCUAUCUAUCUAUCUAUCUAUCUAGAUAUCUAUCUAGAUAUCUAUCUAUCUAGAUAUCUAUCUAUCUAUUCUGUUCAUAUUCAUCUAUCUAUCUAUCUAUCUAUCUAUCUAUCUAUCUAUCUAUCUAUCUAUCUAUCUAUCUAUGAACAGAUUGAGAUAGAUAGAUAG
Molecule: messenger RNA, 525 nt
Organism: Acanthosepion pharaonis
Lineage: Eukaryota; Metazoa; Mollusca; Cephalopoda; Sepiida; Sepiidae
Source: the annotation of a GenBank genome assembly